AUGAGUGCCCAGAGUCAAAGCUGGCUCCAGGUGCUCCGACCGAAAGCACGCUCUGCUGCCUUUGCGCGUGCUCUGGCUCAAGCAGAGCGUCUCCCAGAGUUAUCGGACGGAAGUGAGCGUGCGCUCCAGCGCGUGGUAGCUGUCGUACAGAAGCUUCCUCAGCACAGUCUGGAUGCGGCAGCACUGUAUGCACACGUUGCGACGCUUGACUCUUGGUCAACGAGAGCAGGCAUCAGCCGCGCUCUUCGUUUUUACCGCAAAGCAUGGGUCGCGCUUCAACGAAGUGGAGAGGAUUUCUAUCUGGAUAGCAUGGCAUGCUGGAAUAGUCAGCAGUUCCUGGUGCAGUGUUUGCGAACGGUGCAGCUGGGCGAUUGGCAUUCCACGAGGUGCUCGCGUAUGACCGGCACGAUCAGCGAUAGGGAGUCGCCCAGAGGCCUCCUCAAGAGUGGGGUCCAUCUGUUUUCGCUGCUGAGCCGAGCACAACAGCUGUAUGCCGGGAAUCCUUCCGCAGACGCCGCUUCUAGAGAGAUCCACGCGAGGCUUGUGUCCGACGCCAAGCGGUUCCUGGACGAGCUGAGAGCGUCCGCCAGUGGAAGCGCACUUCUCGGACGGGCGCUGUUAUCGCUUGGUGCAGCUCUGCACUCGGAAGAUAUGCUCCAGGCUGCAUUGACACAUAUUGAGCACGAGUCGCCACCAGCGGGUAACCACAGCGACAUGCGGCUGUUUGGCAAGGUGGUAGCACUUUCAGAAAACGCCAGCGUGGCGUUCUGGCGCACACAGCGGCCGCAAGUAACAGCUUCGCUGUCCUUUGACGACGAGCAGUGCGAAUCCAUGCUGACUGAAGCUCUGAGCAGGGCCAAAGAAACGGAGCAUCCGGGUUUUGCCCUAAUUCCGCUCACUGCGUUGGCAAAUUUUUACUGGCAGGUCCGCAGAGAUCCCGUCAUUGCGGAAGGUCUGUAUCGCGCCUGUCUCGAGCGUGCACCUCCGCAACGCUCGCUGUCGGGACACUCUGGUACUUCAAAGCCAGGAGAGCAGCAGCAGCAGCAGCAGCAGUGUCCAGCGCUGAGUCCAGCGAGCCAUCAGGUUCUCUACAUUGGCGCUUUGGUGCGGUACGCGCAGCUGCUCGCACAUAUGGAAUGGAACGGUCGACGACGCACGACGGAGUCGGAGCAAGUCGCUGCCCAGGCGCGACAAUGGCUCGGCCCCGACACCCAUGUCCGUUCACUGGAAACUACAGCGGUGUCCAGCUGGUGUGUCUGGCUCGCAGAGAAGUCGCGGCUUUGCCAUGAUGUCACUUUUUAG
This is a messenger RNA of Cyanidioschyzon merolae strain 10D, 1302 nucleotides long. RefSeq lists its product as hypothetical. The transcript has a single exon. The record is from RefSeq and is a predicted model, not a curated record. The coding region runs from base 1 to 1302 and encodes 433 amino acids. NCBI's taxonomy places the organism in Eukaryota, Rhodophyta, Bangiophyceae, Cyanidiales, Cyanidiaceae.